Messenger RNA from Guillardia theta CCMP2712, 453 nucleotides. RefSeq lists its product as hypothetical. Lineage: Eukaryota; Cryptophyceae; Pyrenomonadales; Geminigeraceae. The record is from RefSeq and is a predicted model, not a curated record. Bases 1 to 453 code for a protein of 150 amino acids. The transcript has a single exon.
AUGUCGGUUGUAAACUACGAAGAUCCCGAUCUUUCCUUCCUUGCAUUCGAAGACUCCCAUGUUUUUGGCCUGCCAAUCCUUGAGUCUCUUGAGAGAGAUGACAGCCAGACAGAGUUGGAAUGCUCGCCGCAAGAUUUCGAUUGGGGAUGCACAGCAAGGGCAUCGGACAAAGACCCCCGGGAGAACAACCGGGUAUCAUCCGAGCAAGGCUACAAAUACAUCGAGACAUAUGCUUCAAUCUUCUCCGCUGUUUCCUCAUGCAAGGAUGAUUGCGAAUCGAUUUCGCUGGGAAUGCCAACCUUUUCCUUGCCGCCACCGCCAUCGCCGUCUCCAGCGAAGAAGCGAGGUAGGAUGGUGAAGCUUUCUAGCGGCAUCACACGGAUCUGUGGAAACAAAAUCUUGGAGCACAUCUCGCCGGAUGAAGCGAAGAAGAGGAAGCUAAACUGCUUCUAG